AUGAACACUUCCUUGCUAGCCAAAUGGAUCUUUAAGUUAGAUAGUGGUGAGAAGAGUUUGGCUCUAGAGGUGCUGAGGAAGAAAUAUCUUAAUGACAAGAGUUUCUGUCAGAGUAAGCAAAAGGGUUGCUCUCAAUUUUGGCAGGGGCUUGGCAAAGCCAGAGAAUGGUAUGAAAGGGGGACUAAAUGGAUACUUGGCAAUGGUAGGAAGAUUAGGUUUUGGCAUGAUGUUUGGAUGGGAGAUUGUCCACUCAAGACUCUGUUCCCAAGAUUGUUUAGAAUCAGAAGGAAUUUGGAUUGGUCAGUGGCUGAUGCUAAAGAGGUGGACUGGCAGCUUGAUUUUAGGAGGAGGCUUGGAAAUGAGGAGGUGGCUGAGUGGAAUGAUCUCUAA
This is a messenger RNA of Miscanthus lutarioriparius, 390 nucleotides long. Lineage: Eukaryota; Viridiplantae; Streptophyta; Magnoliopsida; Poales; Poaceae. The record is from the annotation of a GenBank genome assembly.